AUGCCGAAAAAAGAGACAAAACGCAAGGGUCAGGGGCGAUUUACGCCAACCUUAUUAAACUUAGAAAGAAACGAAACACCUUUCCCAAGGAGGACCAACAUUUACUGGGGUGUUCUCAAUCCAACAGAAGAUAACGCGAAGUAUUCAAGCCAAAUUCGUUUAUUUGAAGAAAGGCACACCAUUGGUCGUGGUGUCACAAGCACGACCGUUUUGAGUGAAAGUGGAAUUAGUUUUCAUCAUUGUACAAUCUAUAAAGAGUAUCAGGAAGAAGGUGGUCAGACUACCACCAGGUAUAUGCUGGAAGACAAGAGUUCUUUGGGGACCCUGGUGCAAGGCAAUCGAUGCAGAACCAAUGAACCUGUAAGAAUCUAUCAUGGAAACACGAUUGGUUUGAUAACUUGCAACGGCGUUCUCGAGUUUAAGUUAUUGAUAAAAGAGGAUCCUGAUAGUCAUGGAUCAUUCGCGUCGAAUUGGACUGUUAUCAGUCAUCUAGGAAGUGGUCAUUUUGCAGAUGUAAAGAUGGUUGUGCCUUAUGGGAAAGAUCCCAAUGAUCCCUUAACUCAAAAGGCUGCGGUUAAAAUUAUUAAGACUGAAUGCCUUAACCACCCGAAACUUCAUGAAAAUCUUAAUAGCGAGAUUUCUAUUCUUCGAAAUAUUAACCAU
Ambispora leptoticha is the source of this 663-nucleotide messenger RNA. NCBI's taxonomy places the organism in Eukaryota, Fungi, Glomeromycota, Glomeromycetes, Archaeosporales, Ambisporaceae. The record is from the annotation of a GenBank genome assembly.